UGUGGAUUGCACGUGUCACUCGAAUUCGAUUGACACGGCAGUCAACGUGUUAAUAUCAAAACGGAAAAGUAGCUCCGCGAAGAACAGAAACGCAGUCAAGACCAAGUACCGAUAUGCUUCGGUUAGCACUCCCUACCGUCGCGCAAGUUGCUCGAAAGUGAUGCUCGAAACGAUGCUUAGAAUUCCGCGAUACGUGCGACUCCUGCUGUUUCUAUGCAUCGGUUCGACAAUUCUUUGUGCCGUUUUUAUCACUUUCCCGAAACUAAUUGGCGAUAAGCUCGACGAGGUAACAUCCGCGAUACGAACGGAACAUGGCGAGCAAAUACAGGAAGUCUCGACGAUACCGAUGAGAAAGCGAAACUUUACCCAAGACCAGAUUAAUAAAAUGACUUUACUUGGGAGGUGGCUCUUAUCUUUUGAGGGACACUCACCACCACCGAUAGUUAAUACGAAAAAGGAGCCAUAUUUAAUUUUAAUCUGGAUGCAUGGAAAGUUCUUGGAACGCAGACACAUCAAACGCUUUACAAAUAAUAAAUUUUCUCCGUGGGAAAAUUGUUCGAUGAAAAACUGUAUAUUAACGUACCGUUCGAAAGAUUUAGAGACAGCAGACGCGGUUGUAUUUCAUUUGCAUCUGACAAAGGGCACGUCAGAAUUGCCAACCAGACACCGGCGGGAUCAAAGAUGGAUCUUUCUGACCGACGAAUCACCAAUGCAUACAUUCCUUUAUGGGAAUCAAGAAAUAUCGAAAUAUAACGGCCUAUUUAAUUGGUCGAUGACCUAUCGAAUGGAUAGCGACGUUCCGGUACCUUAUGGCCGAGUGAUUUCCAGAUCGUUUGUAAAUUUCUCGAAGAAUUCUAUAAAAAAAUUAAAGACUAAACUUGUUGCCGUGAUGGGUAGUAACUGUGCUGGUAGGAAUGGAAGAUGGAGCUACGUAAAGGAACUUAAAUCGAUUCUCGGAAAGGAUCUGGAUAUAUACGGAAAAUGCUUAAACGGCAAUGUGACCGUAUGCCCGGGUCAUUUCGACAGAGAUUGCAUCGCUUUAAAUGCGUACAAGUUCUAUCUGGCCUUCGAGAAUUCGAACUGUAAAGAAUACAUAACGGAAAAAGUAUUUUGGCACGGUUAUCACAAAUUUGCGGUUCCAAUAAUAAUGGGUGCAUCGAAUAAUAAUUGCGAACAAUUAUUACCGCCUCAUUCGUUCCUUCACGUUGACGAUUUCGCUAACCCGACCGCUUUGGCGAACUAUAUCCAGUAUCUUAAUCGACACGAUGACAAAUACUUCGAGUACCACGAAUGGCGUAGAUAUUACAAAGUAAUUAACGAACACGGUUAUUUUGGUAGUACAUCGAGACAUUAUUGUCGCAUUUGCGAGGCUCUCAAUUACAAUACUCCUGCUACAAAGGUAUAUGACGAUAUAGAGUCAUUUUGGCACAAAAAACAAGAUUGCACCCUCUGA
Messenger RNA from Colletes gigas, 1453 nucleotides. RefSeq names its product 4-galactosyl-N-acetylglucosaminide 3-alpha-L-fucosyltransferase FUT6-like. Gene Ontology annotation, cellular component: membrane. Gene Ontology annotation, molecular function: alpha-(1->3)-fucosyltransferase activity. The coding region runs from base 161 to 1453 and encodes 430 amino acids. Lineage: Eukaryota; Metazoa; Arthropoda; Insecta; Hymenoptera; Colletidae. The transcript has 3 exons. The record is from RefSeq and is a predicted model, not a curated record.